Messenger RNA from Hydra vulgaris (swiftwater hydra), 861 nucleotides. RefSeq lists its product as uncharacterized. Lineage: Eukaryota; Metazoa; Cnidaria; Hydrozoa; Anthoathecata; Hydridae. The record is from RefSeq and is a predicted model, not a curated record.
AUGGCAGAAGUAGAGGAUGAAGAAAUCCGCCAAGCAGCUUUAGAAGGUAGACCAACCUCUGUUGUAAGAAUGUCUUUGCUUGAAGGUCAUGAUAGACGUCGAUACAAUCUUCCUUCCCAUGAGGAAGUUGCUAUUGUGUUUGUGGGAGAUGAUGGUGCUCCACCUGCAUCCAGGGAAAUUGUUAUAUACCCUCGAGAUCAGCCUUUAAGAACAAUUUCGUCUAUGUCUGCAAAUUUGGAUCCUUUGGUAUAUCCAAUAUUCUUCCCGAGAGGUGAUGCUGGAUGGCACAAUCAACUAGAGCACAACCCUGACCAUGCAACCCGUGUUAGAAACCAUGUUACUUUGUCUCAGUAUUAUAAUUAUAGGCUUGCUGUUAGACAAACUUUUAGUCCUAUAUUCUAUGGUAAGAAACUUUUUCAGCAAUAUGUUGUUGAUGCAUAUGUCAAAGUUAAGGGACAGCGCCUUGCUUUUAUUAGAAAUAACCAAAACAAACUUAGAAGUGAGCAAUAUGAUGCAUUGCAUGAACAUGUAAUUAAUCGUGCUAAUGAUCUUAAUGUAAGACUAGGCCGUGUUGUUAUAUUGCCUUCUUCAUAUGUUGGUAGUCCAAGAGCAUUAAAAGAAAACUUUGAAGAUGCGAUGGCAGUUAUAAAGAAAUAUGGUAAACCAGAUCUAUUCAUUACUUUUACCUGCAAUCCAAAAUGGAGAGAAAUAGUAGAAAAUUUAAACCCAGGCCAAACUGCUAAUGACAGACCUGAUUUAGUUUGUCGGGUAUUUAAAAUGAAACUUAAAUUUUUCUUAGAGGAUAUUUUUAAGCAUGGAGUCUUAGGCAAAGUUGUAAGUCAUGUGCAGGUUAUUGAGUAG